Molecule: messenger RNA, 492 nt
Organism: Paramecium tetraurelia
Lineage: Eukaryota; Ciliophora; Oligohymenophorea; Peniculida; Parameciidae
Exons: 2
Source: RefSeq, a predicted model, not a curated record
AUGAAUUUAUUUGAAAUUUAUCCUGAAAUGGAUCAGGAAAAAUCCUUUGAUAAUCUCUUGUAUAAGAGAGUCUCAUUUAAGAAUAGUGAAAACAAUUAUAAGUUGUUUGGAUUUGAUAAAUGCUUUAAAAAAAGGUGGAAAAGUUUGUUUAAGAAUUUUGCUAUUCCAUUUCAAUAAACCCAUUAUUUUGACAACAAAGAAUUAAAUUAAAGCUGUCAUUGCAAUGAAUGCGGAGGAAAAGUUAAAAAGAAAAUUUUGAUUUGCAACAGGGAAUUAAGAGACUAUCAAUUCUCCGCUAUGAAAUUAAGAUAUCCAGCAUCACCUAAGUUAUCUAUUUAACCUUAAACAGUUAGACCCUCAAACAAAGAUCUGAGUUUAAUUGGUUCCUCAGCUCAUUUUAGUAUUAUAUUAAUUAAUUUUUAUGUGACAAACAUCAGAAAUAAGUCGUUUAGAGAAGUGCUAGAGAAUCUCUCAUUCCAGUUAUCUAAUUGA